AUGCCUCUUCCCAUAUUCGGUAAAUCACACAAGUCUCCAGCCGAUGUGGUGAAAAAUCUGAAAGAGGCUCUUGUUGCUGUCGAGAAGACUCAAGGCGAUAAAAAGGGCGACAAAGCCGUUGAAGAGGUGAACAAAUGGUUGCAGAUGGUUAAAAGUAUUAUUUACGGGUCUGAAACGCAGGAUCCUCAUAGCGAGCAGGUUGCACAGCUCGCUCAGGAAACGUAUAACGCUAAUGUGCUACCGAUGCUAAUAAAAAACUUGGCCAAGUUGGAUUUUGAAAGUAAAAAGGAUGUUGCACAAAUUUUCAACAAUCUUCUUCGAAGACAGAUUGGAACUCGUUCACCCACUGUAGAAUACCUAGGUGCCCGUCCCGAAAUGCUAGUUCUUCUCGUCAAUGGCUAUCAAAAUGGUGACAUUGCUGUGACAUGUGGCCACAUGUUACGUGAAUGUAUUCGUCAUGAUCAGUUAGCCAAGAUUUUGCUACAGCAUGAAUCCUUCUACAAAUUCUUCACGUAUGUCGAGUUAUCCGCUUUCGACAUUGCUUCAGAUGCCUUCGCGACGUUUAAGGAUUUGAUCACACGACAUAAGACGUUGUGUGCUGAAUUCUUGGACGCAAAUUACGACCGUUUUUUCACCGAGUACCAGAAACUGCUCAACUCUGAUAACUAUGUUACAAGACGACAAUCACUUAAACUGCUUGGCGAACUGCUUUUGGAUCGACAUAAUUUCAACGUGAUGACAAGGUAUAUUUCCAAUCCUGAAAAUCUCAAGUUGAUGAUGGAAUUGCUACGAGAGAAAAGCCGCAGUAUACAAUUCGAAGCGUUUCAUGUGUUCAAAGUUUUUGUGGCCAAUCCUAACAAACCUCGGCCGAUUGCCGAUAUUUUGUUGAGAAAUCGAGAAAAACUGGUCGAUUUUCUUGCACAAUUCCAUACGGAGCGUACCGAUGACGAGCAGUUUAACGAUGAGAAGGCGUAUUUAAUCAAACAGAUUCAAGAAAUGAAAGCUUGA
Molecule: messenger RNA, 1008 nt
Organism: Haemonchus placei
Lineage: Eukaryota; Metazoa; Nematoda; Chromadorea; Rhabditida; Trichostrongylidae
Source: the annotation of a GenBank genome assembly